Messenger RNA from Culex quinquefasciatus (southern house mosquito), 1360 nucleotides. RefSeq lists its product as uncharacterized. Lineage: Eukaryota; Metazoa; Arthropoda; Insecta; Diptera; Culicidae. The record is from RefSeq and is a predicted model, not a curated record. The transcript is spliced from 2 exons. The coding region runs from base 533 to 928 and encodes 131 amino acids.
UGGGCUGUGUUUGCAAGGCUGUAUUGGUGCGAACACGCAGAAAAAAAUAAAAUGACAGUUUUCGCAUGAAAAUUCAAUUUUCGAAAUUUUUUAUCUCCGUGCACAGUUGCCGACGAACCCAGUGACGUCACAAAGUUUGUUUUUCUUUAAAGUUUAGUGGCAGACGGGCGAUAAUGGGUUGGUUUUGAGGAAUCGGUAACGAUAUCCUGUCCCAUCCUGACUAAAAUAGACAAUAAUCGUAAUUGAAGCAUCACCCACUCAUCGUUGUCGGCUAUGCCUGACCGUCGUCUCCGACUCGGCCCGAACCAAUCUACGAGACAUAUUCCGCGACAACAACGGGGACCACUUAGGGUGCAAAGUGCACAGAAUACGCAACGAGGCAGGACUCAGCACGGCUUGCACCAACUGCGUCAAGACGGUUCACCUUAUUGACGAGUUCCGGAACCUGUGCCAAUACAAUAGCAAUUUUGAGCGGACGGCGUUUGGUAGAGUGACCGAAUUUCGUCUGGCACGAUGGGCUACUCGUGUUGUUAUGGAGUUGAUGAAGUUGCUGGAACCGCAGCAGGAGGAGGAUGUUUGCGGUGGAAGUGGUUACUUGCUGGAGACGGUGUUUGUGAAGGGUCAACAAGGACCGGCCGAGUUUGGGUUCGAGUGCGAGGACGUGGAGGAGAUGGUGACCAUUAAGCAGGAGGUUGUUGGCAGCAAUGAUGAGGAUGAGGUUGAAGAAGGCAUGGAGCAGGUGGUUGGAAGCGACGAUGAUAGUGCUCCGCGACGGAAAAAACCCGAGUCAACUGGGAGGUGGAUCCGCUUACGCUGGCCAAAUCAAUUCCGGUGCGGUGGAAUGCAAAGCAGGAAAGUCACUGGCAGUCGUACCAGGAAGAUCGUACUUGGACUCACUGGCCGCAGAAACGGAACUGGUGCAGCUUGAACGACAUGUUCCACCGGAAACGCUGGUGUUCUGAAGCGUCGGACGUUUAACUCUACCAGCCACUGGAAGUGCUUCAAAAACAAUUACAACACCCGGCGAAGGCUUCUCCAAACCGGGGAAACCAAACCGAACCAACAAUGUCUGCAAGACCCGUUUUUCCUACUUCUGGUGAAAAUGUGGAUCAAAAAUGCCCGACCAGCCUAGCCCAGACAACCGGUUCCAAUCCGCAUCAGCCCCGAAGAAGUGGAACGCUUCCCGCCAACAAUCGCAUGCAGCUCACCCAACUGAUCUACGACCGGGAAGUCAUCUGGAACCGGUCCCAUCCGGACCACUCCGUUCUGCUCAAACGGGACGAAGCGUGCGAUGAGGUGGCCCGCGAGCUGGGCAUGCUGGGCUGGGCGACCGACCGGAAAGUAUAGGCCUGACGUUCGG